AGUGUCUCACGUAUAAAUACGUGCCAAUCACUUACAAGUAUACUCACGCCUGGAGGCUCCCUGGAUAUACGCGUUCUACAGCAUGUUUCGCCUGUGCGUUGUUCUCCUGUGUAUUUUUUCGCAACAAUGCAUCGGCGAGAACUCAUCGAAAAAUGUUUCAGAUACUCGCACCGCCAAAAUUGGCAAAGGCGUUGAAGUAAAGGCAUACGUUGUGUAUGACACGGAGGAAUAUGGCAAAAAAUACCAAUCUCAAGAACCCCGGAAAAAGGGCGCAAUGUGGUACUUCCUAGACCUGUUUGACGAGGUUGAAAGGUACUUCCACAGUCGGAAUGUAAUGGUAAACUUUAGCGUCAUAGCCGUUGAACAGGAAAAGAAUAUAUGGGUCCGAACGAACGAUACCCUCGACACAAAUGCCACAUUGGAGAAGCUGCAGAAGAUGCACUCAUCGAAUUAUAGUAGACCGAACGAGACCAUUGUUUAUCUAUUCACAAACAAGACACUACCUGUCCCAGGACAAACUGAAACCGCCACGUUCGCAACUUUUUGCACUCCCAACGUUAGCGCAGCAAUAGUAGUACAGCCACCCGGAAACAUGAGUUACACAUCAACUGUUGAAGCUACGUCAGUAGUAUUUGGAGCAAGUGGUUCAGCGAAUUUUACCAAAGAAGACGUUGAGAAAAUGAACGAAACUUUCUCACACUGUCACAUCAAGCGGAGAUAUAAAACUACAAAGACAACAACAACUACAUCAACCACGGUUGUCAUGAAUGCUAGCGUCAACUAGUAUUAUAAUCGUACCGCACUAAAACCGUGCGUUCAAGAAGAAAAUGAACUCGCAAAUAUAUGCAAUGAU
Rhipicephalus sanguineus (brown dog tick) is the source of this 853-nucleotide messenger RNA. RefSeq lists its product as uncharacterized. Lineage: Eukaryota; Metazoa; Arthropoda; Arachnida; Ixodida; Ixodidae. The transcript has 8 exons. Gene Ontology annotation, molecular function: metallopeptidase activity. The coding region runs from base 83 to 784 and encodes 233 amino acids. The record is from RefSeq and is a predicted model, not a curated record.